This is a messenger RNA of Panicum virgatum (switchgrass), 1606 nucleotides long. RefSeq lists its product as uncharacterized. The coding region runs from base 585 to 989 and encodes 134 amino acids. The transcript has 8 exons. The record is from RefSeq and is a predicted model, not a curated record. Lineage: Eukaryota; Viridiplantae; Streptophyta; Magnoliopsida; Poales; Poaceae.
CGCCCAAUGCCCCCAAUCCCCAACUCAAUCCAACCCACUCACACCGAGUGAGACACGAGAUCGAAGAAAUCCCAGUACCUUGACGAGAGCGAUGGCGGGCGACGGCGACGGCGGAAGCUCCCUGUUGCGGUGCCUGGAUUAUCCCUGCACGAAGCGCCUCCGUCUCCGCCGGCUCCUGGCCUACCACCGGCGGUACACGCACGAGGAGGUCUACACAACGAUGAACAGGAGGACGCGUUUGAUCUUCGAGGUGAAGGACCUGGUGAAGCUGGUCAAGACAGGGAAAUGGCGGGUGGCCGCCUCCUACAUCAUCGGCUUCGUUCCCUCCGACUCAAUGAGCGACGAUGCCACACAACUCCUGCUGUUCAUUCAGGACCUAAUGUCCCUCAGCGACCUCGCCCAAGGCGUCACCAUCAUGGCAUGCUUGCUCUCGGACUGGGUCCUAAGCAUCUACAAAGAGCCUGAGCUCGCGGAGUACCCUUGCUUUGCCACCCUCGUUGCCGAUGUCCUCUUCCUGCGCUCAGAUCAUGCCAGGGACUUCCUGAACUGGCAGCUCGUCAGAAACAAGGCGGCAGAGACCAGAGAUGAUCCAGGAGAUGGUCUGCAAGACGCCGGAGCUUAAGGACAGGUUGUAUUUCCCGCGAGGCCCGCACAACCUGUGCCAUGUAGUGCCCAUUGCGUCCAGCUUUCAUCGAAGGCGUCAUGUGAAUACUGUAUGGCGCAAACAGUCAACCGAUUAUGCACAAUUCUAUCUUCGGAUGAAGAAGAGAUUGCCUAAUUCGACUCAAGUGGCAAGUCUUAAUUUUUCAGAAGCAGGUUCAGCAAAGAUAAGGGGUUGGAUGCAGCUGAUGCUACUUGAGAAAGCAUUGCAAGCUGGUGGACCACUGGCGCCCGAGCAAGGCCAUACCCCUGAAUAUUCGCCCCGUGGAGGUUUCCCACUCGAGCAGAUGCUAUCCAGACCCCCAUUCUUGCCCAAAUUCGUGCCCUAGGCCACAUCCUUUUGUUGUCAUCUUAGUUUGUUUCCCCCGGAAGACCAUGCUCCUUUUGGUUUUGAAGAAAAUCUCAUGCUGUUUUGUGCAGCUCGUAGAUGUAUUAUUUAGAGUUACUACGAAUCUUUUUGUAAGUGUGUGUAUAUAUUCAAGACAUGUAUGCACGAUCAGUGAACUCACAUGUUGUGUGGGUUCCGGAGGACGGUGUAGUUGUGGAAGUCUGCGGUGGGAUCAAACAUUCAAAAACAAGGUAGAACACCUGCUCCCGGCUCCCUCUCCCCUGCGCGAACACGUUGGUGGGCAUCCCGAACCGCUGCUGGUCAAUAAUUAUCCCUUUGCGAUCAACUUUCUUGUUUGUUUGAACAGUUCUUUGGUGCCCCAUGGGAGAGUUGCAACCAGCCGGGGUCAGUCAGCGGUUUGGGAUAAUGGUGGCAACUGGGCGUGUAGGCUAAACUAGAAGCUUAAUGACAAUUUCAAAUGAAGACCGACUCAAAAGGCUUGCUCAUAUGCCAGACCGCAGCUCCAAGAAGACAUGCAGAGAACAGUAAGCACCAAUUCUUGAAACAUGCUGCACAAAAUUCUGUCCAAUAUCCAUCUCGGCGCAUGAUGUUAGGCUG